GGGUAAAAAAAUCCCUUCCACCACAAACCAUACCCUAACCCUAGCUCCAGCCCCGUCCGCCCUCGUCUCCCGUGACCCUCCUGCCUCUCCUGCCGCCAGCCUCCAUCCUUCCCUUCCCCUCACCAGAUCUCCGGUGCUCCUCCAUGGCAGGCACCUGUGCUCCCCUCUCCACCUCUCCCAUCAGCCUCCAUCCCUUCGAGCCACAAUACCUUAUGGCCCCGUUCAUUGCGGCAGGCCCCAAGCCCCGGCGACCCCAACUCCGUGCCCCCGCGCCCUGGCCUCGCCCCCUUCGAUUCGCCGCAGAUCGCGACCAUGGGAACCCGCAGGCUCGCGCUGGCGCUCCUCGCCGCGGCGCUGCUGCUGCAAACCCUCCUCGUCGCGGUGCUGCUGCUGCAAACCCUCCUCGCGGGGGUGUCCGAGGCGGAGGGCCUAGUGCGGAUCGCGCUCAAGAAACGCCCCAUCGACCAGAACAGUCGCGUCGCCACGGGCCUCUCCCGCAGCGAGGAGCAGCCCCUCCUCAUCGGCGUCAACACCCUCGGCUCCGAGGAUGAGGGCGACAUCGUGUCCCUCAGGAACUACAUGAACGCACAUUACUUUCAGGAGAUCGGCAUCGGCACGCCGCCGCAGAAGUUCACUGUCAUCUUCGACAACGGCAGCUCCAACCUUUGUUUUCAGGAUUAUUAGGAUUUGGUUGUCCGUGGUGCGGGGGAUUUGACUUUCUUGUGUGUGUGUGGUGCUUUGUUGGUGCAGAUUGCGUGCUACCUCCACUCACGCUACAAGGCUGGGGCGUCCAGCACCUACAAGAAGAAUGGAACGUAAGAGACUGUCUUUUAGAUCAGUGUAGGGACGUAUGGCUCCGGACUUUAAUUUGGAGGUCAGUAUUUUUUUACACCAAUCUGCUCACUGGUAUAUAUGGGGACGUAGGAGUCUGUCUAGAUGAAUGUAGGGACGUAUAGCUGUUUCCAGAUUUUAACUUGGGAUCAACUCAGGAGGAUGACCGUCCAAUCCGUAUCAGGAGAAAAUUAGUACCUUAAUUCAUAUACGUAUAUGCAGUAGUUUUAAUUUUCCCUUACAAUACACGUACAUGCAGCAGGGGACUACUUUUUAAAAGGCAUGUACAUGCAAAGAUUUUUUUUUUAAUUUUAAAGAUUGCCAGUAGGACGUGACUGCUACAUGUUUUUCUAGACAUAUACGAUUCGGAUGCCUGUAGUAUUUGCUUUGACGUGUAGUACUUGUCUAUCUUAUAUUUUUACGUGUGUAGUACUUGCAUAAUUUUUCUAGGCGUGUAGAAUUAGGAUGUCUAUCUUAUUUUUUUACGUGUGUAGUACUUGCAUAAUAGAUGUUUCAUGCAAGCUGCGAUUCUAAUUUUGCUACUACAGAUUCUUAUUUUAUUUUAUGGGUACAUGAUUCUUAUUUUGUUACUACAUAUCCUGACAUGUUGUGCUUCUAAAACUAGUACAAUUAUCUUGCUACUACAGAUUCUUAUUUUAUUUUAUGGGUACAUGAGGCCACUAUUAAUGUUGGGUACUAGUUUACUAGUGGCGUAACUCUUAUGUAUUGAUGGCAGCAAGAAUAUUUAUGUUAACAAUUCUUUAGUGCCUGACGAAUAGUUUCCUUGUUCCGAAAGCCUUAUCAUCAUUUUUUUCUUGCAGGUGGCAAUGGCAAGAGCAUAUUGUGCAGAGGAAGAGGAUGAGAAGAAACUUGUAGUUCUCAUCCAAUCUUUGUGCAACUUUCUUUAUGUGUAAUUGUGCAUUUGUUGGGUCCUUUUUAUGUGCACUUGCAGAAGUAUUGUGUUGUGUACAUGUAAAAUUAUUUUGAUGUGCCCUUGUUAGGCGUUGAACCUUAA
Hordeum vulgare subsp. vulgare (domesticated barley) is the source of this 1846-nucleotide messenger RNA. RefSeq names its product phytepsin-like. Bases 313 to 684 code for a protein of 123 amino acids. Lineage: Eukaryota; Viridiplantae; Streptophyta; Magnoliopsida; Poales; Poaceae. The transcript is spliced from 2 exons. Gene Ontology annotation, molecular function: aspartic-type endopeptidase activity. The record is from RefSeq and is a predicted model, not a curated record. Gene Ontology annotation, biological process: proteolysis.